Molecule: messenger RNA, 504 nt
Organism: Cryptomeria japonica (Japanese cedar)
Lineage: Eukaryota; Viridiplantae; Streptophyta; Pinopsida; Cupressales; Cupressaceae
Exons: 4
Coding region: 1-504 (167 amino acids)
Source: RefSeq, a predicted model, not a curated record
AUGGAGAUGGAGGAGGAGAGGAGUUUGAGGACCAAUAGUUGCUGGAUGAGGGAGAGGAAAUGGUGGAGAUGGAGGAGGGGGGAUGGUGGAGGUGGUGGUUUAGGCUUUCGGGUCCAGCAGAGAGGGAGAGGUAGAUUGCCACUACAGAUAUCUCAGGGACCAUUGAUGCAGGGAGAAGUUAGAUUGGGUGGGAGAGGUGGUGCCAACUAUUUAGCAAGCAUUGAACUAUUCCCAGAUGCGGUAGACCAGAGAGACAAAUCAGGGGAUGCAGGGACUAGUGGGGGAGCUGGGGGUGAUAGUGGUGCAGCAUCUGAUGAGAUGAUUGGUGCUGGAGGAAGAAUUAUGGGGAUCAAUGAAUCUGAUACAAGGAGUGUUGGUAGUGUUGAAUCCUCUUCUUCUACUGGAACCGCUGGUGUUGUAAAUACUGCUGGGAAUUUGGAUAGAGUUGCUGCUGCUAAGGGGACUAUUGAUGUUAUGACUAUUGCUGAUGGUGUUGCUGGGUGA